Biomphalaria glabrata is the source of this 2981-nucleotide messenger RNA. RefSeq names its product methylsterol monooxygenase 1-like. Gene Ontology annotation, biological process: sterol biosynthetic process. Gene Ontology annotation, molecular function: C-4 methylsterol oxidase activity; iron ion binding. The record is from RefSeq and is a predicted model, not a curated record. The transcript is spliced from 8 exons. The coding region runs from base 279 to 1208 and encodes 309 amino acids. Lineage: Eukaryota; Metazoa; Mollusca; Gastropoda; Planorbidae.
UUUGUAGUUUUAAAAUUGUGAAAAAAAACCUGUUCUAUUUGAAAUUUAUUAGAUAGAAACAAUAUUAGCCAAAGAGGCAAAAACUAAAAAAGUAUUAGAAAUAUUGAUAUAGGUCUAGAUCCGGUUAGCCUAACAUUUUCCGUAAAUCUGCCAAGUAAGCCGGUAUGACUAAAGUAUUAUUCUAAUUCUUGACAUUAUAUAAUUCCAUAGACUAUAACUCUAUUAGAUUCGAUUAUCACAUUAUAUUUUGUUGAUUGGAAAGUACCACAGUUUCUCAAAUGGAUAAUUUAACAGAUCAUUUGUUUCACCCACAACAAGUUUUGGACUUUUUACCUGAAAAUCCAAUUAAAGAACCUUUUGCAAAUGCAUGGAUUUAUAUGACAAACAAUUAUACAAAAUUUCAAAUAGCUACAUGGGGAUCUCUCAUUGUUCACGAGCUUAUUUAUUUUGCAGCAUGUAUGCCAGGUAUUAUUUUCCAGUUCAUUCCUUUCAUGAGAAGAUUUAAGAUUCAGGCAAAUCGACCAGAAACUUUUGAGGGCCAGUGGAAAUGUUUCAAGCUAAUUAUGUUCAACCAUUUCUUUAUACAGCUUCCCUUGAUAGCAGGCACUUAUGUUUUUACUGAAUAUUUUAAUAUACCUUAUGGAUGGGAAGAAAUGCCUCCAUGGUAUGAUCUAGCUCUGAGAGUGUUUGGCUGUGCAGUAAUUGAAGACACAUGGCAUUACUUUCUUCAUGGUGCAUUGCAUGACAAGAGAAUAUACAAAUAUAUUCACAAAGUACAUCAUAAUUUUCAGUCACCUUUUGGUAUGACUGCUGAAUAUGCUCAUCCUGCAGAGACUCUUAUUCUAGGUAUGGGAUUUUUCUGGGGCAUCCUGUUGCUGGCUAACCACAUGGUCUUACUGUGGGCUUGGGUGUGUGUGCGUUUGUUUGAAACAAUAGACGUGCACAGUGGAUACGACAUACCUUAUCUGAACCCAUUUCAUCUUAUCCCUUUCUAUGGAGGCUCUAGAUUUCAUGACUUUCACCACUUUAACUUCACUGGCAACUACUCCUCAACAUUCACAUGGUGGGAUAAAAUAUUCGGCACUGACAGGCAGUUUAAAGAAUACUACGCAAAGCAAGAAAGUUUAAAGAGUGCUCAAAAUAGCAAUAAGACUCAACACAAUAGUAAAAAGACUCAACAGAAUGGCAAGAAAACUAAGUCUCAAUAGGCAUCAUCAUCUCUUCACUAGUGUUAGUAUACUUUUAGGACUAUAUUGUAAUGAGAAUUGCAACUAGUAUUAGUCAUUUAAUAGUAAUGGCAACUAAUCAAUGUUCAUAUAAAUGAAGUUAGUUUAUUGAAACAAUACUAUCCAUUAAAAAUGUUUAUUUUUUAAAAAAAAAAAAAUAAGCUAUAAAAAAAUAAAUAGGAGUAUUACCUCUACUAAGUUGCUGUGGUAAAUUUUGAAACAUACACUUGUAUGCAACAUUGCAAAGUAUUAAUUUAAAAAUUUGUAAUGUCAAAAUGAGUGAUAGUCAUUUGAACACAAACAAUAUUUGUUCCCUCUGGUCAUUAUAUGUUACCUCGUUUGUACUAUUUAUUAAUAUUACAUACUAAAUAUGUCAAUUAUAACCUGAGAGCUUACCACAUUUUUAAUGAGCCAUGUCUACAAUUUACUUUCUCAGACUUGGAUUGUGUUUCUUCACAAAAAAAAUAGUUUAUGAAGUAAAGGACUUGAGGUGUUCACAUGCCUUUUUUUAAAACAUGAUUAUCUUCUGAUGAUGAUAAACUUUUGUAUGAUUAUACUAUAGUUUUUAAGCACAAUCAUUUGACCUUGUGUAUAUAGAGUAUAUACUAUAUGUGUUGCUUUCAUUGUCUUGCAUGUCUUGUAAGUAACAAAAGAUUCUUUUUUUUUUUUUUUUAAAUCAGCAUUUGGUGUUCAGCUGUUGGGAAGAAUGCUUUGUCAUUAUUUUAAGGAUAGUAAUAAAUCAACCCUAAACCACUUUCAUAACUGUGUGGGAUUAACACUGCAUUGUUAUUGAUAACCAAUGUUUGUACAACAGUUUAAUAUAUCAUACUCAUGAUUUCCAUUUUAGUGUCUACAGUAAUAUAUUCCUCUAGGCUAUCAUAGUUGAUCAAAUUUUUUAUUUAUUAAAGAGUUUUAAUGUAUCUAGCUACUUUGAGUAAUGCCCCCUUUCAGCUCUGACAUUCUAGACUUGUAGACUAAUAAUGUCCCUUACCAUCAUUUGUAUUAUAAUAUUAUCAAAGACAAAACUAUUUUUUUUUCAAGAUAGAAAUACCGAGUGUUAUUUAUUCUGCAAGCUUGUCUUAUCUAAUGAGUUCACAUUUCUGAUAUUUAUUUUGUGUACAGGAUUUGUUUUUUUAUCUUUGACUUUAUCUGUCAUCAUUUUGUUGUUGUUAACAUUAUCAAUUGUGUCGGUGUGGCGUGUGUAAUAUAGUUAGAGAAAUAUUUGUUUACUUUUAAGCCUAAGCCAAGAAACUAUUUACAAUGUGCUGGAACAUUUAUAAAUGAUGCUCUUGUGUAGUUUACUUAACAAAUUGAUUGCUUUUAAUUUGAUGCUGAAAUUAGUCAUAAGCUUUAAUUUGUAAAAUUAGCCAAAUGUUGAAUUAGUUUUAAGUUAUAAGGAACUCAAAUCUAUAAACCAGCCAGUCACAACAUACACUUUUUCUUUGAGCUUUAAAAUAAAAAAAAAAAAGAGGUUCUUAAAAUCUACUAAACCCCAUUCUUAAAUAAACCUGAUCAAUAACACUCUUCCAAGAGUGUGGUAACUGUACCUGUUAAGACAUCAGUAUUUUGUUUUGCAACUAGUUUCUAGUAUCAUCAAACUAAUACAAAACUUUAUUCCUGUUGUAGUCAUGACUACUGUGUUUUUGAUCUGGCUUGAUGAAAUGAUGAUAACUGUCUGAUUGUUUUGUAUAGGCUAUGAAUGUUUUAUUUUAUACUUUGUAAAUACAUAAAUAAAUUGUUUGUUUUUUUAUUAAA